Emys orbicularis (European pond turtle) is the source of this 1948-nucleotide messenger RNA. RefSeq names its product hyccin PI4KA lipid kinase complex subunit 2 (gene HYCC2). Gene Ontology annotation, cellular component: plasma membrane. The transcript is spliced from 13 exons. Gene Ontology annotation, biological process: phosphatidylinositol phosphate biosynthetic process; protein localization to plasma membrane. NCBI's taxonomy places the organism in Eukaryota, Metazoa, Chordata, Testudines, Emydidae. Bases 185 to 1948 code for a protein of 587 amino acids. The record is from RefSeq and is a predicted model, not a curated record.
AAGAGUUGGAAAACGUUGUGGAAUUCUGGAAUCUACAGUAAAAGAAUUGAGGAAUAUUUUAAAGCUUGACAGAUGCAUUCCAGACUGGAAAACUGCUGCAUUAUUGCUCCUCCUCCUCCUCCUCCUUCUUUAGAGAACUGACUUCUUAAAACAGAGGUAAGAAAGGAGAAUAAGCUGUAAGAAAAUGCUGGGAUCCGAACGUGGUGUGGUGGAAGAAUGGCUAUCAGAAUUCAAGGCUUUACCUGAAAAUCAAAUCUCCGGUUAUGCAUCAACGUUGCACCGGAAAAAAUCACUGGUGCCAGCUCUUUAUAAGGUUAUUCAGGACCCAAAUAAUGAGCUCCUGGAACCUGUCUGCCACCAGCUCUUUGAACUCUACCGUAGUUCUGAAGUUCGACUCAAGAGGUUCACGCUGCAGUUCCUGCCAGAAUUGAUCUGGGUUUAUCUGCGUCUUACUGCCAGCAGGGACAGACAGAGUAAUGGUUGCAUUGAAGCACUGCUUCUUGGGAUUUACAAUUUGGAAAUUGCUGACAAAGAUGGGAACAACAAAGUUUUAUCUUUCACCAUCCCUUCAUUAUCCAAGCCGUCAAUAUACCAUGAGCCUUCUACUAUUGGAUCCAUGGCUUUGACUGAGGGAGCCCUAUGUCAACAUGACCUCAUCAGGGUGGUUUAUAGUGAUCUUCAUCCUCAGAGAGAAACCUUCACUGCACAGAACAGGUUUGAGGUGCUCGGCUUUCUCAUGCUGUGCUACAACUCUGCUAUUGUCUACAUGCCUGCCUCCUCCUAUCAGUCACUUUGCAGGAUGGGUUCCAGGCUUUGCGUGAGUGGAUUUCCACGGCAGCAUGAGAAACGCUGGAAAGAAUUCUGUAACAGAGUGGUACUAGAUCCUGACUUCAUGGUGCAACUGCUCACAGGUGUCUAUUAUGCCAUAUAUAAUGGACAGUGGGGUCUUGGCCAGGAGGUAUUGGAUGACAUAAUUUACAGAGCACAGCUUGAACUUUACUCUCAGCCACUGCUGGUUGCGAAUGCCAUGAAGAACUCGUUGCCCUUUGAUGCCCCUGAUAUGUCGCAAGAAGGCCAGAAGGUGCUGAAGGUGGAGGUUACUCCUACAGUGCCCAGGAUCUCUCGGACUGCCAUUACGACAGCUUCCAUCCGCCGCCAUCGCUGGAGGAGAGAAGAUGGCUUUGACUUCUCAAACGAGGCUGACUCAAGCAUUCCUGGCUCCCCGAUCCAACACGGCUCCACAGACCUAGGGAUCAAACGUGAGCAAGAGGGGGAGGUGCUGGUGCGCAGGACCCCUGAGCAUGGCUCACCGGAGCCCACCUUGACAGCAGCCACAACAGAGGAUACUGAGGGUAUAAAUGGAAGAGAAGAAUCCGUGAACCUCAAUGAUGCUGACGAAGGAUUUUCAUCAGGAGCUUCCCUUAGUAGCCAGCCAGUUGGGACCAAGCCUCUAUCGUCCACAUCCCAGAGGGGCAGUUUAAGGAAAGCAGCAAGUGGGCGUUCAGCUAAGGAUAAAGAAACAUCAUCUGCCACUAAAUCCAAUGAGAGCCCUCGAGAUGCAGUAGCUCGGAAGCAGUACCUGCACCAACCAACUGACCUUACUGCAGAAACAAUUGAGAUGACACCUACAAAGAAACACCUCAGCUUGCCUGCUGGGCAGGUGGUACCAAAAGCCAGUAGCUUGAGCCUGAUCCGGACCGCCAGUGCUUCCUCCAGUAAAUCAUUUGACUAUGUGAAUGGUGGUCAAGCAGCUUCCAUUGUUGGGGUUGGCACUGAGGGUGUUACUAAUCUAGCAGCUGGCAAUUCCAAUCGGUUUUCAACUAUCAGUCUACAGGAGGACCGGCUAGGCCAAGCUGGGGAAGGUAAAGAUCUCCUUACCCCAGGGGCUCCCCUUACCAAGCAGUCUCGAUCCCCAAGUUUCAAUAUGCAGCUCAUAUCCCAGGUGUAG